UAUUAUGAUUCCGAAGAGACCAGCAACAGUAUCUACAGCCGUAGUCUGAGAGUAAUUGUAAAUAUUGCGAUUUUUGGAAGAACGCUUUUGUUCAGUCUUUUUUACGAUUUGCCAUUUGAGGCUAAUUUUCCUGAGGAGAGGGAGUCGAGUGCUUAAAUUUCGCGUGAAGUUUUCAAGAUUAAGAAAUGGCUUAUUACAAUGUUCCUCAGACAUAUAUGCCAUCUGCGCCACCACUUGCGUAUGAGGCUCCACAGGUGAGGAUGGAGGUCCUGUAUAGGCUCAGUAUGGAAUGCAACAACAGGUGCAAAUGGCAGUUCCUCAACCAAUAGCCUCCCAGCCAAUGAUGCAGUCUCCUAAUUACUUAACACAACCUACCAUGAUGCAGCCACAAAUGGUUUCCCCUCAACCUGCUAUGACUUCCCCUGCACAGAUGGUUUUUCCCCAGACAGUAAUGCAGCAACAACCCUUCGCUACUCAGUCUAUGCCUACUACAGCACAAAUUCCGGUACAGGCAGUUCCAGCAUCUGUUGCACAGCCUUUGGUACAGCAGUACCCGACCAUGCAAGUUGCGCAGCCUGCUGGAGCAGUCUUGCCAUAUACACAAAUGACGGCACGAUAUAUGUGAAGACCGUAUGAUGGUGUCCACCCAGCCUUCAGCGUCAGCGGAGUUAAGAAAUUUACCAAAGGUUUUAUAGCGGGGGACUAUUUUUAAAGAUCCUUUAAAUUAAACUAAUCUUUUUAAUGUAAUGACUUUAAAUUGACCAAAUGAGCAUUGUGGUUAGUCUUAAGUUUUCAGUAGUUUACGCUGCAAAUUGAGGUACUCAAUUAUGGUGUUUACGGCGAAAAUUUAUUUACUAUCGAAUUUUUUUUGUACUUUUCGUUUUUAACAUAUAAAGUGUAGUGUGGGAAUUGCCAUGCGAAACAUCUAAAUUAUGAUUUUGCAGGAAACUGUUAUGAUUUUAGUUAACAAUUCUGUUAGAAAAUUUUGCUGGUUUUAACGCAUUGUUGGCCAGAAGUGUGUGUAGUACUGUGAUAUGAAAAGUAACCGGUUCGUAUUUGCAGGUCUGUAUGAAUCCAGAAUGGUUCUUGAAAAUAUUUUUUUCUAGAUUUAUCAUUGUACGUACGUCCUACUUUAUAUACAAGUUUGUGGAGUAACAUGGUAUAAUAAGUGUUAGAAUUUUCAUAAGCAAUGAACUCUGGUUUUUUACUCUGUAGUAGUUUGAAAGCUUUUGCCUUUUUUUUCUGGACGCCGAGAAAAUACUAUAUAAUAUGAAAACUGUUUUAAGGGCGGUUAAAGUUCUGUGGAUGUCUGAUUUUAAUUUAAAUAGCAAUGAUACUUGACAAUUAGUUGGUUCUUCAGUUUACGCUGUAAAUUACCCAUUAUCGUUGAAAUGGGUGAUAUAAGAACUAAACCCAUUAAGUUGGAAGGAGCAUUAAUUUAGGGAUCUAAAGUUUUAAGAGAAUGGAUUGUGUGUACUGAUAAUUGUGUAAAUUGAUUUGUGUAUAAUAUAGUUUACCAGCAAA
Molecule: messenger RNA, 1524 nt
Organism: Macrobrachium nipponense
Lineage: Eukaryota; Metazoa; Arthropoda; Malacostraca; Decapoda; Palaemonidae
Exons: 4
Coding region: 290-625 (111 amino acids)
Source: RefSeq, a predicted model, not a curated record